UUCGUCCUAAAUUGUUUCUGGUGUGAAGCGAGGUUAAAGGCUUCCGCCGGGACGCAGCGGCAGCGGUUCCCGCCCCCUCCUGCUGCUCACGGUACCGCGCGGUGCUGCUCUCCAUUGCCUCUAGGGGACGGCCGGGCGGGGCAACGACGUUUCCCGGUGUGCCCUGCGCGCUUUUCUCUUCCGAUGCUAAGAUGUCGAAGCGAGGACGCGGCGGUUCCUCCGGUGCCAAGUUCCGCAUCUCCCUUGGUCUCCCGGUGGGAGCUGUGAUCAACUGUGCGGACAACACAGGUGCCAAGAACCUGUACAUCAUCUCUGUGAAGGGUAUCAAGGGGCGCCUGAACAGGCUGCCAGCAGCUGGCGUGGGUGACAUGGUGAUGGCUACUGUCAAGAAGGGCAAGCCAGAGCUGAGGAAGAAGGUCCACCCAGCAGUGGUCAUUCGGCAGCGGAAAUCCUACCGGAGAAAAGAUGGGGUGUUCCUCUAUUUUGAAGACAAUGCAGGAGUGAUAGUAAAUAAUAAAGGUGAAAUGAAAGGCUCUGCAAUCACAGGCCCUGUGGCAAAGGAGUGUGCGGAUCUGUGGCCCAGAAUAGCUUCCAAUGCAGGGAGCAUCGCCUGAACGUGACCAACUUCACAGAGAUUAAAAUAAAAGCCCUUGUACCAAAUAA
Colius striatus (speckled mousebird) is the source of this 663-nucleotide messenger RNA. RefSeq names its product large ribosomal subunit protein uL14. The record is from RefSeq and is a predicted model, not a curated record. Gene Ontology annotation, biological process: translation. The transcript has 5 exons. Gene Ontology annotation, cellular component: cytosolic large ribosomal subunit; ribosome. Gene Ontology annotation, molecular function: structural constituent of ribosome; large ribosomal subunit rRNA binding. Bases 192 to 614 code for a protein of 140 amino acids. NCBI's taxonomy places the organism in Eukaryota, Metazoa, Chordata, Aves, Coliiformes, Coliidae.